This is a messenger RNA of Diplodia corticola, 603 nucleotides long. RefSeq names its product cell wall protein. NCBI's taxonomy places the organism in Eukaryota, Fungi, Ascomycota, Dothideomycetes, Botryosphaeriales, Botryosphaeriaceae. The coding region runs from base 1 to 603 and encodes 200 amino acids. The record is from RefSeq and is a predicted model, not a curated record. The transcript has 2 exons.
AUGAAGCCCACCCCCGCCCUCGCCUCCGCCCUCAUCCUCACCGCCAGCCGUCUCGUCGGCCGCGCCAUUGCCGUCGACCCGCGCUUCCCGCCCACCGGCCCCUUCAAAAUGACCGUCCUCGCCCCCGACCAACCGGCCAUCCACUACAGCCCCGUCAAGGCCUCCGGCGGCUACUUCUACAUCAACAAGCCCACCAACUCCACCUGCGGCGACGUCGAGCCCAUCCUCGACGGCCCCACGGCCGACGGCGGCGCGCUGAGCACCUACGGCGACGGCAGGGAGGAUACGCAGCAGACCUUCCUCGACAUCUCCGGCGCCGCCGGCGGCAUCUUCUCGUACCUGGGCCCGCUGUACAAGGCGCUGACGUUCGACCACAUCGCGGACGAGUUCUCGCGCGUCGCGGGCGACGACAUCUCGCAGCUGUACUACGAGGACGCCGGCUGGCUGGCUUGUCCGACGGGGAAUGACCCGGCGGACGGCGUGUAUGUAGUUUACGCGGACAAGGCGUACGGGCAUGCGGUUGGGAGGGAGGAGUGCAUUCCGUUUGGGAUACGGACGGAUGCGGUGGAGGGGGAGGGGUUGAGGGUUUGUGAGUAUUUGUAG